AUGUCUUUGGUUCUCCUUUUUCCGUUGUUUCUUAACUCAGCUUGUCAACAAGGGUGGAUUGGCAACGGGACGUCGUGUUAUAAAUUGUUUACGUCACCUAAAACUUGGGAAAACGCGAAGGAGGAAUGCGAAAAAUGGAAUGCCAGAUUGGUAAAGGUUGAAUCUAGUGAAGAAAAUGAUUUUAUAAAAACAGAAGUUUUGCCGACCGACGAGAAUGAAAAUUACUGGAUUGGACUUUCUGACUCUCACAAAGAAAAUGACUGGAUGUGGACGGACGGAACUCAAUUGGAUUUGGAUGAGUACGAAAACUGGGGACCUAACCAGCCGAACAAUCACGAAAAUUACGAGCAUUGUGUAGUGAUACGAAUAAAAGAAUCAGAUCCAGACCAUUACGGGAAGUGGCAUGAUCUACAAUGCUCAAUUGGAAGGAAACACAUUUGUGAAAACCCAAAGCAUGUAGUUUAUAAGGACUAA
Molecule: messenger RNA, 474 nt
Organism: Porites evermanni
Lineage: Eukaryota; Metazoa; Cnidaria; Anthozoa; Scleractinia; Poritidae
Source: the annotation of a GenBank genome assembly